AUGGUCGAUACGGUUUAUGUGGCCCGGCACGGCUUCCGGAUGGCCAUUACGCAUUUUAAUGCGGCGAAUCAGCUGCCUCGCGACCCGCCGCUGACGGCGCAUGGCGAGGGACAGGCACGCAAGAUGGCCGACUUUUUCGCGUCGCUGCCGAAGGACGAGCAGCCGCAACUCGUGAUCAGCUCGCCGUUUUCACGCUGCAUCACGACGGCCAUGCCGACGGUCGAGCGCUUGGAUCUCGAGCUGGUGAUCGAGCCUGGCCUUGCCGAGUGGUUCCCCCCGGUGUGGCCGACGGACACUGGUGUGCAUCCGUCGCCGCCGCGUGCCGAUCAAGUGAAGGACUACUUUCCCCGGGUGUCGACGCGCUGGACGCCGCUCAUGUACCCCGACCCUGAGGGCGAGACGAUCGCGGACGUGCACCACCGCAUGUACGCGUGCUUCGAGCGACUGAACCGCCGGUGCGAGGAGUGGGGCAUCCACCGCGUCCUGCUCGUCUCGCACGCCGCCUCGAGCAUCGCGCUGGGCCGCAUGCUACUGACGGCCGGCCAGGUCGAGCACGCGAAGCACGAUAUCCGCGCCGGUACGGCGAGCGUGAGCAAGUAUGCGUACGAAAACGGCCGGUGGAAACAAGAGUACAAUGGCAAUACAUCCUUCCUACCUGGAGGGUCCGAACGUGAAUGGGACUUUGGCUACGUUCCCGAGAACAACACAGAGCCGGGCAUGGGGGUCGGUUGGACCGACCGGUACGCGCCCAAAGAUACCUCGCUUAUUUACCGCGCGCGAUCGCGUCUGUAG
This is a messenger RNA of Malassezia japonica, 792 nucleotides long. RefSeq lists its product as uncharacterized. NCBI's taxonomy places the organism in Eukaryota, Fungi, Basidiomycota, Malasseziomycetes, Malasseziales, Malasseziaceae. The record is from RefSeq and is a predicted model, not a curated record. The transcript has a single exon. Bases 1 to 792 code for a protein of 263 amino acids.